GGAGGACACCAUAAACCUCACGAGCCACCUCCUCGCCUAAAACCCCUCUACACCUCUCUUUUCAACUUUUCAUUACCAAAAAAAAAACCCCCCAUAAAGCUUCAUUCUUUCUUUUCUUUUCCCCUUUACCCUCUGUCCCCAUCUCUGCAAUUUGCGUGUCAAGUGUUUUGAAAUCUAUCUAAUUUAAUUUUCAUGGCAAUAAGGACAGCUGGGAAGUUGCUUAAGGAUCUCUUGCGCCAAAGGGUUAUUUCAACUUCCAUUGGAUUUGGACCCUCUAGACACUGCUCUUCCGCUGCUACUUCUGCUCCUAAAAUUCCCCAUUCUUCAAAGAAAGGAAGAAGGUUAUUGACGGGAGCUACCAUAGGGUUAAUUAUAACAGGAGGAGCAUAUGUUAGUACUGUUGAUGAAGCAACUUUAUGUGGGUGGCUAUUCUCAGCGACUAAGCUUGUAAACCCCUUCUUUGCACUUUUGGAUGCUGAGAAAGCUCAUACACUAGCUGUUGCUGCUGCUGCUCGUGGUUGGGUUCCCAGGGAGAAGAGACCUGAUCCACCGAUUCUGGGAUUAGAUGUUUGGGGAAGGAAGUUUUCAAAUCCUGUAGGUCUUUCUGCUGGCUUUGAUAAAAAUGCCGAAGCUGUUGAAGGUUUACUUGGUAUGGGUUUUGGCUUUGUGGAAGUCGGAUCAGUAACCCCUGUUCCACAAGAGGGUAAUCCAAAGCCACGCAUCUUUAGACUGCGACAAGAAGGUGCUAUCAUCAACCGCUGUGGGUUCAAUAGUGAAGGAAUUGUUGCUGUUGCAAAGAGAUUAGGUGCCCAGCAUGGUAAGAGGAAGUUAGAGACUUCGAGUACUUCAUCACCCUCGAAUGAAGAAGUUAAACAUGGGGGCAAAGCUGGUCCUGGAAUUCUAGGAGUCAAUCUUGGGAAGAAUAAGUUAACUGAAGAUGCUGCUGCUGACUAUGUACAAGGAGUUCACACGUUAUCCCAGUAUGCCGAUUACUUGGUUAUUAAUGUUUCAUCACCGAACACUCCCGGAUUGCGUAUGCUUCAAGGAAGGAAACAGUUGAAGGAUCUUGUUAAGAGGGUUCAAGCUGCUCGUGAUGAAAUGCAAUGGGGUGAGGAAGGUCCUCCUCCAUUGCUAGUUAAAAUUGCUCCGGACUUGUCUAAAGAAGACCUUGAGGAUAUAGCAGCGGUUGCUGUUGCCCUCCGAUUGGAUGGAUUGAUUAUAACAAACACAACCAUUUCGAGAUCAGAACCUGUAGAUAAAAAUCCAGUCUCUGCAGAAGUUGGUGGCUUAAGUGGGAAGCCUCUCUUUGAUUUGUCAAACAACAUCUUAAAGGAGAUGUACAUGCUAACAAGGGGAAAUAUCCCCUUAAUAGGCUGUGGUGGUAUUAGCAGUGGUGAGGAUGCAUACAAAAAAAUAAGAUCCGGAGCAACGCUAGUUCAGCUGUAUACAGCAUUUGCAUAUGGAGGCCCUGCCUUAAUUCCCCGAAUAAAGGCUGAACUUACUGAGUGCUUGGAUAGGGAUGGUUUCAAAUCUAUCCAUGAAGCUGUUGGUGCUGAUUGCAGACGGUAAUAACUAAUACUUGCCUCCCGGAUUUAAUAUUUUAUCCGAUUUGGUCACUUUUGUUUCAUUUUCAUAAAAAUCCAUCCUUCAACCUUUCAUGAGCUUGAGAGGGAUUUACAAUGUACACUAUGAGAAAACAGUUGUGAUACAAUGUAUCAUGCAGAAUUGAU
Molecule: messenger RNA, 1730 nt
Organism: Hibiscus syriacus
Lineage: Eukaryota; Viridiplantae; Streptophyta; Magnoliopsida; Malvales; Malvaceae
Product: dihydroorotate dehydrogenase (quinone), mitochondrial-like
Exons: 12
Coding region: 193-1569 (458 amino acids)
Biological process (GO): 'de novo' pyrimidine nucleobase biosynthetic process; pyrimidine ribonucleotide biosynthetic process
Cellular component (GO): mitochondrial inner membrane; cytoplasm
Molecular function (GO): dihydroorotate dehydrogenase activity
Source: RefSeq, a predicted model, not a curated record